GAAGGAUAUUAAAGAUGUAAGGGACACUGUUACAAACAGUAAAAACCAUCAUAGAGAAAUGUCUACAAGAGUUCCAUAUCAAACAAAGCUAUCUAAGAAAGCUUUUGAGUUCCACUUGUAAAAAUGUAAUUACAUUUAAUUGUAAAAUUUUGUUAUAGGCCACUUUAAUCAGUGUGUUCCUGAAACAUUAAUCCAAAGUUAUGGGGAAUGAACGACAAAUUCAGCUAAUACAAAUGCGUCAGACUGGCGCUCAGAGAGUUACUAGUCACAGUGUCAAGACGCAAUAUUUACAGAGAACUGGUUUCUGUCCGUAUUUCCACCUCAAAUGCAAAUAUAUGGGAGGGAAGCAUGUUUGUGUUGUGUACAGUGGAGGUGUACAUUAUUCCCUUGUAUCUUCAUUAGCACUUUCUCUUAGAUCUGGCAUGUUUUCUUUUCGUAUUUGUCACCUUAUCUGAAAUUUCUCAAAAGGUUCCACCUCACAUAGCUCAGCCUUUGAGCACACAGUGUGUGAAGAUGAGGUGUGGCAGGCAACUCAGAAGUAAGAGCCUCCAUGGCUUAGUCACUUUUUCACCACUUUCUUUAGAAUGUUGUUAAUGCCAGAGUACAUGAAUGGAAAUCUACAGCCUUGUCCGAAUGGAAUAAAAUGGAGGAAACAUGAAAUAUAUGCUGAAACAGUAUAAGUGAGAUUUUGAUCUUCGUUUUGACACAUCAGCCAUGGCCUUCAGUACUACAUUAAAGCAGAAAAGCACCAAUGCUUCAGUUUCUCCGACUCCAUCUUUAGCCAACAUAACUUCAUUCAACUCAACUUCAAAAUCAGUCUCUGUUAUAACAUCAGCGUCUGCAGAUCCGACUUCAGUCACUGCACCUCCGACUUCGGUCACUGCACCUCCAACUUCAGACACUUCACCUCCAACUUCAGUCACGGCACCUCCAGCCUCAGUCACUGUAAUUCCAAAAUCAGUCACUGUCAAUGUCACGACACUGAUUACAAACUCCACCACUGCCUACCCUGGGUUUCUGCCCUCUCUGUUGGACAAGAUCCCAUUGCCAAGAUGGGCCAUCUAUGCAAUAAUUGCCCUGAUCCUCCUGGUGUUUUUAAUUUGUGUGCUGUGCUGCUGCAUAAAGUGCUGCUGCAAAGGAAAGAAGAAGAAAAAGAAGCAGAAUCAGAAGUUCAGUCUGAAAGGACUGAACGGCACCAGUACAACAUCACUGGUGCAGCCUGACACGGGGGAUGUAGAGUAUGGAUCACUUAACCAGCCACGAGGGAAGCUGCUGUAUUCUCUGGAGUACAAUGCAGCACGCUCAGAGAUGACUGUCGGAGUGAAAGAAGCUGCAGAAUUAAUGGCUAUGGACUCUUCAGGAACAUCUGACCCCUAUGUAAAAGUUUACAUCCGUCCCAACAAGUUCAAAACCUAUGAGACCAAAGUGUUUAGAAAAACUCUGAACCCAGUGUUCAACGAGCACUUUAAGUAUCAGAUUUCUCAGAAGGAUCUCAGCGAGUCUAUCCUCAUGAUGCAGGUGUAUGACUUCAACAGAUUCUCCAAACAUGAUGUGAUUGGUGAGCUGAGGCUGGAGCUCUCUACUGUGGACUGGAACCAUGUGAUUGAGGAGUGGACAGACCUGAAUGCACCCUCAAAAAAUGAGCAAGAACAUCUGGGUGAGAUUUGUUUCUCCCUUCGUUAUGUCCCCACUGCAAGUAAGCUCACUGUGGUGAUUCUGGAGGCCAAGAACUUAAAGGAUAUGGACAUUGGAGGUUCUUCAGAUCCAUAUGUUAAAAUCCAGCUGGUUCUGGACAAGAAGAAGUGGAAGAAAAAGAAAACAUCAGUGAAGAAGCAAACACUGAAUCCUUACUUCAACGAAUCCUUUACAUUUGAUGUCUCAUUUGAUCAGAUUCAGAGAGUCCAGUUGGUGAUCUCUGUGUGGGAUCAUGAUAAAGUGAGCAGGAACGAUGCCAUUGGGAAGAUCUUCCUGGGAUGUGAUGCUACAGGAAACCAGCUGCGGCACUGGGCAGACAUGCUGUCAAACCCACGCAGGCCGGUGGCACAGUGGCAUACACUGCUUUCAGCCGAGCAGGUGGACACAACUCUGGCCUUAAAACACACACUGAGGAUCCCAUUCACUAAUAAGACUUUUUGAAAGUGUCAACACUUCAUUUUGCUAUUUUGUGAACGACUUGGUGCCAUUUGUUUUCAGGAACAUGUAAUUUCUGUCAAUUUUUUAAAAAAGUGGAGGUUGCUUAUGUUGCUUUAUUUUAAAAUGUGUACCUACAAGCUGUGUAGCAUUUUGAAAUGUAAACAAAAUUACUUUAUCAAUCUGUAGAGUACAUCCUGAAAUGUUUUGAUUUAUAAAUAACCUCACUGAU
This is a messenger RNA of Ictalurus punctatus (channel catfish), 2362 nucleotides long. It is a transcript of the gene syt8, whose product is annotated as synaptotagmin VIII. Gene Ontology annotation, molecular function: calcium-dependent phospholipid binding; phosphatidylserine binding; calcium ion binding. Gene Ontology annotation, cellular component: dense core granule; synaptic vesicle membrane; axon. NCBI's taxonomy places the organism in Eukaryota, Metazoa, Chordata, Actinopteri, Siluriformes, Ictaluridae. Gene Ontology annotation, biological process: synaptic vesicle endocytosis; regulation of calcium ion-dependent exocytosis; calcium ion-regulated exocytosis of neurotransmitter. The coding region runs from base 715 to 2136 and encodes 473 amino acids. The record is from RefSeq and is a predicted model, not a curated record. The transcript is spliced from 9 exons.